GUUCGAUUGACCCGGCCUGGCAGGUCCGGGGAGUCCUGGCGGCUGUUAACGCGCGCUUUAGGAAGAGGAAGGUUAAGGCGGAGUACUUGGGCUGGGAUUCAGCUCUGCCGCUCUUUCCAGCCGGUCUUGGGACUCCCAAACUAGGGUCUUCUACUUGUCCUGCCUGGAUCCCUGUUCGGCCUCCUUCAGUCCCCCAUCCGCACUCCGACCUGGGAAAUCCCCUUCUCCGGACUCGCCCUCCCCAGGCCUCGGAUUUUCACUCCAGCCUCUCUCCUACCUGUGAUUACCCUUUCCCCUCGCAGCUACUCUUUGCUUUUACGUCCACCUGGGGCCAUUAUCUCGACUCCACUCUGCCCACUCUGGCACUCUACCUGCCUCUUCCCCCGUCCCAGACCUCUACUCAUUUCUGCUUGGAUACUUCUUUUUUGGCUCUGCUCUUCUGCUUCGGCUAACUGGCGACCUACACUCACAGUUUGGACCCAGACCUCAGCCCCGGCUGGAUUCCCUCCAUCCAUGCUCCUUCUUUAAUUAGCCCAUGCUCUCAAUAAUGUAGCAAGCAGCCUGCUCUUUAUUAGGCUGGUUCCACGUUUUCAGCUGUUGGCUGAUGGGUACUUGACGUUUUAUAUUCCUGGGCCCAGGAUGAGGAGGAGCCUUGCACCCAGCCAGCUGGCCAAGAGAAAACCGGAAGGCAGACCCUCUGAUGAAGAAGACUGGCAGCCUGGAGCAGUGACACCUAAGAAACGGAAAUCCAGCAGUGAGACCCAGAGCCAGGAGUCUUUCUUGUCUCCUUUUCGGAAACCUUUGACUCACCUAACAAAUCAGCCACCGUGUCUGGACAGCAGUCAACAUGAAGCAUUUAUUCGAAGCAUUUUGUCAAAGCCUUUCAAAAUCCCCAUUCCAAAUUAUCAAGGUCCUCUGGGCUCUCGGGCAUUGGGCCUCAAAAGGGCUGGAGUCCGCCGGGCCCUCCAUGACCCCCUGGAAGAAGGUGCACUGGUUCUGUACGAGCCUCCCCCACUGAGUGCCCAUGACCAGCUGAAGCUUGACAAAGAAAAACUCCCUGUCCAUGUGGUUGUUGAUCCUGUUCUCAGUAAGGUCUUGAGGCCUCAUCAGAGAGAGGGAGUGAAGUUCCUGUGGGAGUGUGUCACCAGUCGGCGCAUCCCUGGUAGCCAUGGUUGUAUCAUGGCUGAUGAGAUGGGCCUUGGCAAGACGCUGCAGUGCAUCACAUUGAUGUGGACACUUUUGCGCCAGAGUCCAGAGUGCAAGCCAGAAAUUGACAAGGCAGUGGUGGUGUCGCCCUCCAGCCUAGUGAAGAACUGGUACAAUGAAGUUGGGAAAUGGCUUGGAGGGAGGAUCCAACCUCUGGCCAUCGACGGAGGCUCUAAGGAUGAGAUUGACCAAAAGCUGGAAGGAUUCAUGAACCAGCGUGGAGCCAGAGUGCCUUCUCCCAUCCUCAUCAUUUCCUAUGAGACUUUCCGCCUUCAUGUUGGAGUCCUCCAGAAAGGGAGUGUUGGACUGGUUAUAUGUGAUGAGGGACACAGGCUCAAGAAUUCUGAGAAUCAGACCUACCAGGCCCUGGACAGCUUGAACACCAGCCGGCGGGUGCUCAUCUCUGGGACCCCCAUCCAGAAUGAUCUCCUUGAGUAUUUCAGCUUGGUACAUUUUGUUAAUUCAGGCAUCCUGGGAACUGCCCAUGAAUUCAAGAAGCAUUUUGAGUUGCCAAUUUUGAAGGGUCGAGACGCAGCUGCUAGUGAGGAAGACAGGCAGCUAGGAGAGGAGCGACUGCGGGAGCUCACCAGCAUCGUGAACAGGUGCCUGAUACGGAGGACAUCAGAUAUCCUUUCUAAAUACCUGCCUGUGAAGAUCGAACAGGUGGUUUGUUGUAGGCUGACACACCUUCAAACUGAAUUAUACAAGAAGUUUUUGAGACAGGCCAAGCCAGCAGAAGAGUUGCGUGAGGGCAAGAUGAGUGUGUCUUCCCUUUCUUCCAUCACCUCCUUAAAGAAACUAUGUAAUCAUCCAGCUCUGAUCUAUGACAAGUGUGUGGAAGAGGAGGCUGGCUUUGAAGGUGCCUUGGACGUAUUUCCUCCUGAUUAUAGCUCCAAGGCUCUAGAGCCUCAGCUGUCAGGUAAGAUGCUGGUCCUUGAUUACAUUCUGGCGGUGACCCGAAGCCGCAGCAGUGACAAAGUAGUGCUGGUGUCCAAUUACACUCAGACACUGGACCUCUUUGAGAAGCUCUGCCGGGCCCGAAGGUACAGAUGUGUGAGAGAGAAGUGUUGACUAGGCUCAGUAAGACUUAGUUCAGGCUCUAAGAGGUUCUUUUUCUCCUUCCUCUCUUUCCAGAGCCCUGACUUUGUCUUCAUGCUGAGCAGCAAAGCUGGGGGCUGUGGCCUCAAUCUCAUUGGGGCUAACCGAUUGGUCAUGUUUGACCCUGACUGGAAUCCGGCCAAUGAUGAACAAGCCAUGGCCCGGGUCUGGCGUGAUGGUCAAAAGAAGACCUGCUACAUCUAUCGCCUUCUGUCUGCAGGAACCAUUGAGGAGAAGAUCUUUCAGCGUCAGAGCCACAAGAAGGCACUGAGCAGCUGUGUGGUGGAUGAGGAGCAGGAUGUGGAGCGGCACUUCUCUCUAGGCGAGUUGAAGGAGCUCUUUAUCCUGGAUGAAGCUAGCCUCAGUGACACACAUGACAGGUUGCGCUGCCGCCGCUGUGUCAACAACUACCAGGUGUGGCCGCCCCCUGAUGGUUCUGACUGCACCUCAGACCUGGCUCAGUGGAACCAUAGCACUGAUAAGCGGGGGCUCAAGGAUGAGAUACUCCAGGCUGCGUGGGAUGCUGCCUCUACUGCCAUCACCUUCGUCUUCCACCAGCGUUCCCAUGAGGAGCAGCGGGGCCUCCGGUGAUAACCAGCUGGUCUGGGGUGCGGCUGUUA
Vicugna pacos (alpaca) is the source of this 2924-nucleotide messenger RNA. The record is from RefSeq and is a predicted model, not a curated record. Lineage: Eukaryota; Metazoa; Chordata; Mammalia; Artiodactyla; Camelidae.